AUGACAUCAGCUGCACCUGAAAAUAUACCAGUUCCUCCAAAGGAAGUUAAAGACAUUAUCGAAAAGUCUGUCCUGUAUAUCCAAAAGAACGGUAAAUCUUUUGAAGAAAGAUUAUUGAAGAACAAUAGGAACAGUCAAUUCAACUUUUUAAAACCAGAUGAUGAGUUCCACCAAUACUACGUAUGGGCUCUACAGUCAUACUCGAGCUCACUUGUAGAUGAUAUAAAGGAAACAAAGACAGAUAACACGAGUAUUGGUGAUAUCGCCAUACCGAAGCCAAGAGAUUUGGAGUUUUUGAUUGACAAUUUCCCUAGUAUAUGUGAACGAGACUUACAGAUCAUCAAGACAACGGCUUUGUACAUCUCUGUAAACGGGGAGGAAAAGAUUAAAGGGCUUUUUAAACAUGAAGAGGAUUUGGGACGUCAUGCACAAUUUGACUUUCUUAAGCCACAACACUCGUUGCAUACCUUAUUUCAAACGUACGUCUCCCAGUAUAAAUCUGUGAGGCAAGCGUUUUCAGACCAAUUCAACCCUGUAAGGAAAGAUUUGUCAAAUACUUUGGAUGAUGUGGGGAACACCAGUCUUGCAAUUUUGACAAAGGCAUAUGACAGGGCACAAUAUAGAAAGCAGAACAAAGUACAAAGAAAAAGACAGGAUGAACAACUACUACAAAAAAGGAUUCAUUUUGCGCUGAUUGAAUGGCAAGACUUUACGAUUGUUGAGUUGGUGAAAUUUGAUGAAAUCGACAUGGUUAAAGAAUUGAGUACUCCGUUGAAUAGGGAUGAUCUAUUAAAACGAUCUCUUACGGCAAAAAGUCAAGAUAUAAAACUACCUAAAUCAAAACCAGUUGUCCAAGUAAUAGAAGAUAAAACCUCAGAUGUUGCAAAUUCUCCAACUCCCGAUGCUGUAGAGCCGCCCGAAAGUGACAAUAUUAGUCCUGCACCUUUCAAGGGAAUGAAGAUUAGGGCAGCUGGAACAACAAGAUUGAAACAGAGGUCAACUGGAAAUGCAUCGAAAAAGUCGAGUUCACAAUCGAGCUCCAUGGAGAAGAUAAAAUGCCCAGUUACAGGUAAAUUGAUCCCAGCUGCCGAGUUUGAUGAUCAUUUGAGAAAUAUUUUGCGAGAUCCAUCUUACAAGCAACAGCAAGAAAACUAUUUGCGCAAAAACUUCAGCUACGAAUCCAAUAUAACAACGGACCAGGCUUUUGAUAAUAUUAAGAGGUUAAUGAGGAAGAGGCAUACAGAAGAACAUGAUGGUCGAUAA
Messenger RNA from Lodderomyces orthopsilosis Co 90-125, 1263 nucleotides. RefSeq lists its product as uncharacterized. The record is from RefSeq and is a predicted model, not a curated record. The transcript has a single exon. Gene Ontology annotation, cellular component: U2-type prespliceosome; catalytic step 2 spliceosome; U2 snRNP. Gene Ontology annotation, molecular function: RNA binding. Gene Ontology annotation, biological process: mRNA cis splicing, via spliceosome; regulation of alternative mRNA splicing, via spliceosome. Bases 1 to 1263 code for a protein of 420 amino acids. Lineage: Eukaryota; Fungi; Ascomycota; Pichiomycetes; Serinales; Debaryomycetaceae.